AUCAAAAAAGUUGUUAGAACGACAGGAGUAGUCACCGAGUGUGUGUGCUCUCCCUCCGCCCACAGCGAUGGUCUAUGUCGGGCCGAGCACUGGAUGUUAUCUGUGCCGAAAGCGAAAGAUCAAAGUACUAAAGAUGCUUUCUCCCCCUGUUCUUUUAAGAUAUGAAGAUGGGCUUAUUAUUCUUACUGUUGUUACUCUAGUGUUCCGAAGAGAAGCCCGGCUGCAGGAACUGCAAGAUCUACGGGGCUGAUUGUCCGGGAUACCGGCCAGUGUCGAAGAAUGCGACGCUAAAAGCACGAAAACCGCCACUCA
Messenger RNA from Penicilliopsis zonata CBS 506.65, 312 nucleotides. RefSeq lists its product as hypothetical. The record is from RefSeq and is a predicted model, not a curated record. The transcript has a single exon. NCBI's taxonomy places the organism in Eukaryota, Fungi, Ascomycota, Eurotiomycetes, Eurotiales, Aspergillaceae. Bases 68 to 250 code for a protein of 60 amino acids.